AUGGAAUUUGCAUUGAGCACCAUGGUGUGCCUCUUUCUCCAUUUGUUCCCGCUGUAUUCUUAUUGUUAUUGUUGUUGUACUUAUCCAUUUUCCGAUGGUUUGUUUACAUAUAAUCUUUCAUUUGUUGUUGUUUUACUAUUCUCGUUAUUAUUAUUUUUUUUAUUCUUAUCUUUCUUUUUUAUCGUUAUUGUUAUGAUGGUUUCUCUUGUUGGUUUAGCAGCCAUGAUGCUGAGCAAUGCGCAGGAGAGUUUUGGAUCCGCCUUCAGCUCGGCGGGAAAUUUUUUUGGCGGUGUGAAGCGUCAGGCGUUUGGGAUGUUUUCCGAUGAGCCCCCAGCGGAGGUUGAGGUUUUGGAUAUACCGGAGGAUACCGGACUUAUAGGAGAUGUGCGGGAGAUGAUGGAUCUCUCCUACUCUCAACGACUUUGGGCUUUUUUUAUGGUACUCGGGAUGGGAAUUGUUUUUAUAGUCAUUGCUGCACUAUUCGCUCCGACGGUUGCCCUCUUCCCUAAGAAAUUUGCGUUUUUCCUUACCGUCGGGAAUAUGUUCUGCUUCGGUUCCACAAUGUUUCUUGUGGGUAUCAAGCAACAACUACACUCUCUCUUUAGCGCAAAGCGGUUGGAGGCUGGAAUUGCAUUUAUCGUAUCUCUCCUGCUCACACUUUUUUUUACUCUGUAUUGGAAGUCGAGCUUUUUGGCUGUAUUCUUCGCGGUUGUUCAGGUGCUAUCCAUGAUGUGGUACGCGCUCAGUUUUGUGCCUUUCUUACGAACAGCAGUUGCUACGGUGAGCUCUUACAUGUGCCGUGCCACUGGAAGCAUCAUUGGGUUCUUUAGGGGGUGA
This is a messenger RNA of Trypanosoma brucei brucei TREU927, 837 nucleotides long. RefSeq lists its product as hypothetical. Bases 1 to 837 code for a protein of 278 amino acids. The record is from RefSeq and is a predicted model, not a curated record. Gene Ontology annotation, biological process: vesicle-mediated transport. NCBI's taxonomy places the organism in Eukaryota, Euglenozoa, Kinetoplastea, Trypanosomatida, Trypanosomatidae. Gene Ontology annotation, cellular component: membrane. The transcript has a single exon.